AUGUCAAUGCCAUUUCCACCACCACCACCGGCGACAGUAAUACGGCCGCCGGAAACAGCAACGCACGGUUCUAUUGGUGCAGUCAUUGGUGUAUUAUCAGUCAUUCUCUUCUUAUGUAUUGUUGCAAUUAUCAUUGGAAGGCUUUGUUUUGGUAAGGGAAUCUUACACGGCUCUGCUCAUUAUGAUUUGGAAAGUUGGAUUGAAUCUAAAUGCUCUUCUUGUGUUGACGGCCGUCUUAUUCUCUCUCCUCCUCCGCCUCCGCCUCCUCCGCCGCCGCAAACAAUGCCUACGAAUGAGGGAAGGAGUGAGUUACCUGCAGAAAAUGUUGGUUCUGCUGGAAAUUAA
Messenger RNA from Amaranthus tricolor (Joseph's coat), 345 nucleotides. RefSeq lists its product as uncharacterized. The record is from RefSeq and is a predicted model, not a curated record. The transcript has a single exon. Lineage: Eukaryota; Viridiplantae; Streptophyta; Magnoliopsida; Caryophyllales; Amaranthaceae. The coding region runs from base 1 to 345 and encodes 114 amino acids.